Eruca vesicaria subsp. sativa (arugula) is the source of this 711-nucleotide messenger RNA. The record is from the annotation of a GenBank genome assembly. Lineage: Eukaryota; Viridiplantae; Streptophyta; Magnoliopsida; Brassicales; Brassicaceae.
AUGGGUACGGCGACAGAGAUAAUGGAGAGAGAUGCAAUGGCUACGGUGGCUCCCUACGCUCCGGUCACUUUUCAUCGCCGUGCUCGUGUUGACAUGGAUGAUAGACUUCCUAAACCAUAUAUGCCAAGAGCACUGCAAGCACCAGACAGAGAGCAUCCAUACGGAACCCCAGGACAUAAGAAUUACGGACUUAGUGUUCUUCAACAACAUGUCGCUUUCUUCGAUAUAGAUGAUAAUGGCAUCAUCUACCCUUGGGAGACCUACUCUGGGUUGCGAAUGCUUGGUUUUAAUAUCAUUGGGUCGCUUAUCAUAGCCGCUGUUAUCAACCUGGCCCUUAGCUAUGCUACUCUCCCGGGAUGGUUACCUUCACCGUUCUUCCCUAUCUACAUACAUAAUAUACACAAGUCAAAGCAUGGAAGCGAUUCAAGAACAUAUGACAAUGAAGGGAGGUUUAUGCCGCAAAUAUGCGAAAACCUUGCCAGACAAAUUCUUGGAGAGUUGUGGGACAUGACAGAAGGACAACGCGACGCAUGGGACAUUUUCGGAUGGGUUGCAAGCAAAAUAGAGUGGGGAUUGUUGUACUUGCUAGCGAGGGAUGAAGAAGGGUUUUUAUCGAAAGAAGCAAUUAGACGGUGUUUUGAUGGCAGUUUGUUUGAGUACUGCGCCAAGAUCUACGCCGGUAUCAAUGAAGACAAGACAGCUUACUACUAA